GAAUCCUCUGAGAACUGACAGGCAUCUCACCCAGCAUUUUGAGACAUCAACAGACCUGGGCCACUCAUUUAAGACAAAUUGAGUGUUGACAAAGCGCCAAAAUGAGCACAGAUGCAGAGAUGGAGCAGUAUGGCCCUGCGUCCAUAUUUCUCCGCAAGCCAGAGAGAGAAAGAAUUGAGGCUCAAAACACCCCAUUUGAUGCCAAAACUGCCUACUUUGUUGUUGAUGCUGACGACAUGUAUGUCAAGUGUAAACUCGUCAAGAAAGACGGUGGCAAAGCCACUGUUGAGACAACUACAGGAAAGUCUGUCACUGUGAAAGAGGAUGACAUUCAUCCCAUGAAUCCACCAAAGUUUGACAAGAUUGAGGACAUGGCCAUGAUGACCCACCUCAAUGAACCUUGUGUGUUGUUUAACCUCAAAGAUCGUUUUGCAUCAUGGAUGAUCUACACUUACUCGGGCUUGUUCUGCGUCGUCGUGAACCCAUACAAGUGGCUUCCAGUGUACGAUGCUCAAGUUGUUGGGGCAUACAGAGGCAAAAAGAGGAUUGAGGCUCCCCCCCACAUCUUCUCUGUCUCUGACAAUGCCUAUCAGUUCAUGCUCACUGAUCGUGAAAACCAGUCAAUCCUUAUCACUGGAGAAUCCGGUGCUGGAAAGACUGUAAACACCAAGCGUGUUAUUCAGUACUUUGCAACAAUUGCAAUGACUGGAUCAAAGAAGGCAGAGACAUCUGGAAAGAUACAGGGUUCACUGGAAGAUCAAAUCAUUGCAGCCAACCCUUUGCUGGAGGCCUACGGUAAUGCCAAAACUGUGAGAAAUGACAACUCUUCUCGUUUUGGUAAAUUCAUCAGAAUUCAUUUUGGAACAAGUGGUAAACUGGCCUCUGCAGAUAUUGAAACAUAUCUGCUGGAGAAGUCCCGUGUCACCUUCCAGCUGUCUGCUGAGAGGAGCUACCAUAUCUUCUAUCAGCUGAUGACAGGCCACAAGCCUGAGCUUCUGGAGGCUCUGCUGAUCACCACAAACCCUUAUGAUUAUCACAUGAUUAGUCAGGGUGAGGUGACCGUAAAGAGCAUCAAUGAUGUGGAGGAGUUCAUUGCAACAGAUACUGCAAUUGACAUCUUGGGUUUCACUGCUGAUGAGAAAAUCAACAUCUACAAA
Molecule: messenger RNA, 1157 nt
Organism: Nematolebias whitei (Rio pearlfish)
Lineage: Eukaryota; Metazoa; Chordata; Actinopteri; Cyprinodontiformes; Rivulidae
Product: myosin heavy chain, fast skeletal muscle
Exons: 14
Biological process (GO): vesicle transport along actin filament; actin filament organization
Cellular component (GO): myosin complex; cytoplasm; vesicle
Molecular function (GO): ATP binding; actin filament binding; microfilament motor activity
Source: RefSeq, a predicted model, not a curated record